CAGCUCCCCAUUGAGCCGCCUGCGGCUGUUGCGAGAGGGCUGCAAGGGGGGAAGCUCCUCGAGCCUCUGCUGUUCACACUGCGGCUGCUGCUAAGCCAGCGGCUGGCCUCGAAGGGCCACCAGCUUCUUCCCAGCUCCCCUGGACUCCGGGCACAGCAGAUCCAGGCAGCCAGGAAUGUAAUCCACAAUGCUAGUUCUCAGGGUGCUCAAUGUUGUUGCUCCAGCCUACUUCCUAUGCAUCUCCUUAGUGACCUUCGUCCUCCAGCUCUUUCUCUUCAUCCCCAGCAUGUUCAAAGACCCUUCCACCACCCCACUUUUCUCUCCUGCUCUGCUGCAUGGGGCCCUCUUCCUCUUCCUCUCAGCUAAUGCCCUAGGGAACUACAUCCUUGUGAUACAGAACUCCCCUGAGGACCUGGGCAAGUGCCUGAACUCGGGCAGAGGAGCCGAAGUGGUGGCGGACCAGCCGGACGGAAGCAGGUCCCCUUGCUCAGCCUUGCCCAGCACCCACUUCUGUAGACUGUGUGCCAGAGUCACCCAAAGGCAUGACCACCACUGUUUCUUCACAGGGAACUGCAUUGGGAGCAGGAACAUGCGGAACUUCGUCAUGUUCUGCCUCUACACCUCCUUGGCUUGUCUCGACUCCCUGGUGGCAGGGGUGGCUUACAUUUCUGCAGUGCUCUCUAUGUCCUUUGCAAACCCACUGGCCUUCCUCACCCUCCUGCCUCAUUCCAUCAGCCAGUUCUUCUCAGGAGCUCUCCUUAGCUCUGAAAUGUUUGUCAUUCUCAUGCUGUACCUCUGGCUUGGAAUUGGACUUGCCUGUGCUGGCUUCUGUUCCCACCAGAUACUGUUGAUUUUACGAGGGCAAACUCGCUACCAGGUGCGGAAGGGGAUGGUGGUAAGAGCCCGGCCCUGGAGGAAGAACCUGCAGGAUGUCUUUGGGAAGAGGUGGCUAAUAGGACUUCUCAUUCCUAUGCUAAAUGUGGGAAGUGACUAUCACAGGCAUAAAGACAAGUAACUGUCCACAACACACACACACAGAUAUACCCCUACUUUCUCAUACUCUGCUACAACAUGGCAAAGUUGGGAUAGUCCCCCUCUCAGUAGUGCAGACUCUGUGGGGGAGGGAUUGGCUAGCAAACUGAACAGACAUAAGAGAUUGUCUUUCUGUUCUGUGCUUGUACAGUGCCUAGCACAAUGGGGUCCGCAUCCAUGACUAGGGCUCCUAGCUGCUAUGUUAAUAUAAAUAAUAAAUAUUAAUAAGGAGAUCACAAACCAUGUAGAUGAAGAGAUACUGCCGCUUUGUAGACACAUCACUGCACCUGUGUACAAGGCAACAGUCUCUGUACUAUUAGAAAAAGAAUAUUCAAAUCCUCCUUUAGGCGCCUUUCUCACUCUUUUAUCUCCCCUCUGUCUCUUGCUCUCUCUCUCUUAUUUAAUCUAUGCCUUCUCCCACAACUGGCAGCAGGAUCCUUCUCCAACUAGCUGAUAGCCUAUGCUAUCAUGACUAGAUUGUAAGCAAAGUAUAUGUUCCUGGGUGGGGGUUCCAAGUUGGAGCUUUAUGAAGCAUAAAGUGACCUGAGACAGAAAGAAGCAUUUAACAAUAAAACUGUAGUGCAGCCAAACCCUCUAGGAAGAGGCUGCUAGGAAGGCAGAGAGAGUCUAGUCUCCAUAAACUAGAAAUUAGGGAUGGAAAGGACUUAUUAGGUCUCUUGAUCUCCAAUUAUUCUUGAUCUCUUCCCUUCGUAGGUGCAUGAAGGGAUAGCAGCUAAUAGACUGACCACGAGGCCUGUCAGGAUUGCAGCUCUAUUGGCUGCUUCUCAGAGUAUUUCUUCUUCAACUCCCCACCCCCAACCCUUGCCUUAUGACACAGUCCAUGGCACAAUUGUCUAUCUGGCUCCAAGGACCAGCAAGCAGAUCUAAUAAUGGACCUUGGAUCAAAUAAGGCAGAGAUACAAGGAAAGAAAACUGUGAGCAUGAAUGGAAAAGAUGCAUUUGAGAGUUGGGCUGUGUGUGACAGCGGUAGGCUGGGGGUGACUUGUGUGAGUGAGUGACAGAAAGUGCAAGCACACAGACUGGCCUGGCAGGAUAGUGUAAGUGGCAGCACUUAAAUGUACAUCCUGAUAUAGCACACAGUCAAAGAUGGUUCUUCCAUGUUGAGUGGUGGUCAGAGUUCAGACCUCACUGGAAGACAAUGGGGUUCUCCAAAGACACUUUGCUAUAAUUUUGUAGUAGUAUUAAAAAUUAACAAAAUUAUUACCUCAAACAUUGCUGCCAUACCUUUAUCAUAGACUCUUCAGAGGUUCUCAAACUGGGUGGGGGGAGCAUGAGAAGCUUUAGGGAAAAAAUUACUGCACAUAUUCAGAGCUGGGUGGCCAGAGUGUGGUGGCCAUACCAUAUCAUGCCAUCCUUACUUCUGCACAACUG
This is a messenger RNA of Gopherus evgoodei (Goodes thornscrub tortoise), 2424 nucleotides long. It is a transcript of the gene ZDHHC22, whose product is annotated as zinc finger DHHC-type containing 22. Gene Ontology annotation, molecular function: palmitoyltransferase activity. The record is from RefSeq and is a predicted model, not a curated record. Gene Ontology annotation, cellular component: Golgi apparatus. Gene Ontology annotation, biological process: protein palmitoylation. NCBI's taxonomy places the organism in Eukaryota, Metazoa, Chordata, Testudines, Testudinidae. The transcript is spliced from 3 exons. Bases 188 to 1015 code for a protein of 275 amino acids.